Molecule: messenger RNA, 1112 nt
Organism: Colias croceus (clouded yellow)
Lineage: Eukaryota; Metazoa; Arthropoda; Insecta; Lepidoptera; Pieridae
Product: 23 kDa integral membrane protein-like
Exons: 5
Coding region: 97-759 (220 amino acids)
Cellular component (GO): membrane
Source: RefSeq, a predicted model, not a curated record
CGUUACCGCCGCAUUUUUUAUUCAGUUGAUAUUCGAAACACAGCGAGUACCUACGCUAUUAAGUUUCCGUUAUAAAGUAAAUAAAAAAACAUCAAAAUGGGUUGUGGCGAAUUCCUUGUCAAAUAUAUUUUGUUCUUCGCAAAUCUUUUCUUUGCGUUGGCUGGUCUAGCUCUUGUUGGUCUGGGAAUCGCAGUGCAGCUCCAAGUAUCGGAAGUAGUGGAUGCAAUCGAGUCGGCUAACUUCCAGUUAGCUCCCAUUACGGCCAUCGUACUUGGUGUUAUCGUCUUCUUGAUAGCCUUCUUCGGAUGCUGUGGUGCCAUCAAGGAGAACAACUGCAUGCUCGUUACUUACUCAAUAUUCAUGUUGGUGUUGAUGCUAGCGAAAUUGACAUUGGCUGUGCUUAUCUUCGUGAAUCUGGAUAGCUACGUGCAAGAGAUCCCGCGCUGGUUGACCGAAUCCUUCAACAAGGAUAGACAGGCAUUCCAAGGAAUUGAAAGAACGUUCAAAUGCUGCGGUCCGCAAGGUGCAGCGUCUUACAUGAACUUCUCACUACCGGAUACCUGCUGCGCGUCCCUCCCCUGCACUGCCCUUAACGCUUACAGCGGCUGCUCCAGCGCUGUUGAGGAUUUCUUCCAGACUUUCGGAGUGGCUAUCGGCGCUGUAGCUAUCAGCAUUGUCUCUAUUGAGUUGGUUGCAGUUAUAUUCGCUCUCUGUCUCGCCAACCACGUGCGCAAUCAAAGCAGAAGAACACACUACUAGUUAUAUUAUACAAUAAUAUAAUUUAGCCAUAGUUUUAGUUCUUAAGUGUAUGUAUUACAAUGUUUUGUAUUAUUUACCGUUUUUUAACACCGAAGUAUUUAUUUGCAAGUUUCUAUCGAUUUUAUUGAAAUAAAUAUUUAUUCGUAAGUAGGUAUACGCAGCCCGUUCGCGCUAAGUUUGCCAUUGUAUUCUGCUUGCAUUCCAUGGACUGACAAACUCAGGGUGAACGGGUAUACAUUUUUAAGCUAUUGCAUAGCUUCUAUCGCGGGCCUUGAGCGCGGGGACCGAAUCCAGAAAUUCCGUAACGAAAAACCUCACGCUCCCCACUCCGACGGGCGGAGGUGUGGCUUGAA